Messenger RNA from Heterobasidion irregulare TC 32-1, 1845 nucleotides. RefSeq lists its product as uncharacterized. NCBI's taxonomy places the organism in Eukaryota, Fungi, Basidiomycota, Agaricomycetes, Russulales, Bondarzewiaceae. The coding region runs from base 1 to 1845 and encodes 614 amino acids. The transcript has 6 exons. The record is from RefSeq and is a predicted model, not a curated record.
AUGGAGGGGAUCGGUGAUAGAGGUGGCGUCGGGGAUGGAAUGGAGAGAGCUGGCGUGCGCUUGCGGGUGCACUGCGGGCGGAGCGAAUGCGUCCGGGGCGUCAUCCUCGCCCUCGUGCGCAGGCUCGCAGAGGCCGGCGAAGCGCGCGACCUCGAGGCGCGGGAGGCUCGCGACGAGGGCCUCCGCGUGCUCGACGCGGCGGAGGGCGGGGGCGCACGCGGCGAGGCAGGCGAGGAGGGAGCGCGGGACGGGGAAGUAGUCUGCGGAGAGCGGGACGAAGUGGAGCAGGGUGCGGCGCGGGGCGAAGCGGACGGGGACGACGAGGGACGCGACGAGGACCUCGAGGUUGGGGCACGCGGGGAGGAGGCCGAAGAGGGUGUGCCUGCCCACGUGCCAGCCGUCGCCGGCGUAGGGGUGCGCGCCGAGGUCGAGGUCGAUGCGGCGGACCCACCAGCCGCGGGCGGGUGCGCCGGGUGCGGGGGCUGUGCGGAGGCGGGCAAGGAGCGGGGCGAUGUGGGCGUAGUCGCGGAGAAGGAGGACGUCGUGGAGGAACUCGUCUGCGAGGGCGUGGAGCUGGCGCGAGGUGAGGGAGAGGGCGCGCUUGGUGGCGAGGGAGGCGGCGAGGGCGGCGUAGAGGGCGCCGCGGUGCUCGUGGAGGAUGUGCUGGGUGGAGGUGUCGAAGGCGUCGGGGACGAGGGUGGCGUCGCGGAGGAUGUGGCGCAGGAUUUCGGGGGGCAGGAGUGCGAGCAUGAUGAGAGAGAGAGGUGGCUGCUGUGGGAUGGGACACGCUGCUUAAGAGUGCGCCUGCGGGUGCGGGGUCGGCUACUGUCGGCUUUCCCGGCUCUUCUCUCAGAGGAUCGUCCUUCGGCCCGGCGCUCCCUGCCAGUUGCAGCUCAGUUGCCCUGUCCCACAGCGCCGGAGAGUGCCGGACACGUAAACACAGUAAAUUUAGAUGAUCAUUUCUUACGGCUACUGGAGGGAUACACCUAUUGGCACGAGCGGUUUCUUGCACGAGCGGGCCUGACUGGCCUCAACGCCCGGAUCUCAAUGCGGCGUCCCUCCAUUCAUAUCUAUCAGCCCUCAGGCUCACCGAAACACGCUCGAAGCACGCAGCCUGACGCCGUCCGACGCCUAUCGGGCCCAUCCACAGCUCAUCUGGCGGAUCCCGCCGAGACGUGUAGGACCGCACGCAGCGGGAAGCGCGAUCCUCGCCUUUCCCACAGCAGGCGCCGCACCCUUCGAGCCACGCCACGCCCACCCGUAGCGGGCAGGCUGCGCCUCGGAGAAGGCAGAGCGGCGCCCACGAUACACAUUCCCCGUCGUCCGACACGCUUCGCGCGUCCCCACGCCCCUCGCGGGAACCUGAUGGGGGCGGCCGAUGGCGCACACGAGGUCCUCGCGUCUUCCUGCGCAGCCGACGCCGCGUCGUGCCCGGAGAGCCAGCCGCACUUCUGCGACCCACGGCCCACGGCGCACGGCGCGCGCGACCCGGCGGGGAACGGCGGCGUGGACGCCAACACGCAAACGAGGCGGGUGCUCGCCGCUCAGAGCGCUCGGAUCUCGCGAUGCCGCGACAUGCAGCUUGGCCGCGCAAGGAAACUCGUGAUCGAUGACGUGGGCCGCAUCCACGAUCACGGUCCUCUCCUAGAGCUCAUACUUGUUGGAGUCGACGGCCACGCGGCUGGGAUCAUCGUCUCUGCACAGCUCUCCAGGUCUCCAGACAGAGGCGCGAUGCUCUCCCACGAACCCCCCUUUUCGCAAGCAGCGCCAAUCAGCGCAUAUGCACUUUUCGGGGUUCUGGUGAAUGCGAUCGAAUAUUCUCUCGGGGCUGUCGCUCCACCUUGA